UCAAGGUUCCAGUCUACUGAGAGCCAAAAAGGAGGGACCACGAAAGCAGACCAGAAGAAUCGAAGGCAACGCACACCAUCUUCAAGCAUCAACCUCUCUUUCAGCUGAAUCCGCUUUCGGAAACCUUGGUUUCAGACGAAUCACAAACUCGACAGUCCCUGCCCUACUCUGCCUGCACCGGCUUGCAGGACAAGAUCUCCGUCUUCCUCGAGGUUUUAGGGUUUUUGUUCUCCAACUCAACGAUGCACAAACUGGGGAGAGGACACCGUGAUAAACUCCAGCAGUUCAUGACCAUAACUGGAGCUAGUGAGAAAGUGGCUCUUCAGGCGUUGAAGGCUAGUGACUGGCAUCUUGAAGGAGCAUUUGAUGUGUUUUACAGCCAGCCGCAGCUUAAAACAGUAGCUGAUUCCAGACACUUGGAGAAGCUUUACAAUAGAUAUAAAGAUCCAUAUGUUGACAUGAUAUUGGCUGAUGGUAUCACUCUUCUUUGCAAUGAUCUCCAGGUGGAUCCUCAAGAUAUAGUGAUGUUAGUUCUUUCAUGGCACAUGAAGGCUGGCACCAUGUGUGAAUUCUCCAAGCAGGAAUUUAUUGGUGGUUUACAAUCUUUGGGGGUAGAUUCCAUAGAGAAGUUUCGUGAAAGAAUACCAUAUAUGCGCUCUGAGCUUAAGGAUGAACAGAAAUUCCGUGAGAUAUAUAACUUCGCUUUUGGCUGGGCAAAAGAGAAGGGUCAGAAGUCUCUGGCUUUGGAUACAGCUAUUGGAAUGUGGCAACUACUAUUUGCGGAAAAGCAGUGGCCACUGGUUGAUCACUGGUGCCACUUCUUACAGGCCCGGCAUAACAAAGCAAUCUCUAGGGACACGUGGGCUCAACUAUUGGAGUUUGCUAAGACUGUCGACCUAAACUUAUCUAAUUAUGAUGCUGAAGGUGCCUGGCCAUAUCUUAUUGAUGAUUUUGUUGAAUAUUUGCACGAAAACGGCAUCAUCCAAAAGGGUGAGGGUGCUGAUAGUAGCCUAAAACUAUGAUGCAUUUUCUGAGGUGUCCAUUGAAGAGUAUAUGAAUAUGCUCUGGCUUCUGGGUGUGAUAUGAUUUGUAAAAUUGUGGUUGAACAUCUCUUUGCCGUUAAGGAGAAUUUAUUCAGUCAAUCCAAAAGGGAAAAGGGGUUGUGGCAUCUAGCUUGGACUCGUUAUUGCUGACACUUAGUAAUAACAUCAUUUUCUUCAGAUUGACGGUAUAAUUUUGUGAAUUUUCUGGGAAAAUGUGUUAUCAAGCCAUGUAACCCAACUGGUUUUCUGGAUUUCUUUUUAUAUUUUUUAUUUUAAUUGAUAUUUCUAGGUUGAUGUCUUAUUCUGUCCCAAAAAAAAAAUUGUGGCGUCAGUGACUGUUUGAAGUAUUCAUGAGAAUGAAUAGAGGGAGAUUUGUCUGAAAA
This is a messenger RNA of Neltuma alba, 1426 nucleotides long. RefSeq names its product DCN1-like protein 2. Gene Ontology annotation, molecular function: ubiquitin-like protein binding; ubiquitin conjugating enzyme binding; cullin family protein binding. Gene Ontology annotation, cellular component: ubiquitin ligase complex. Bases 243 to 1022 code for a protein of 259 amino acids. The record is from RefSeq and is a predicted model, not a curated record. Gene Ontology annotation, biological process: protein neddylation. The transcript has 11 exons. NCBI's taxonomy places the organism in Eukaryota, Viridiplantae, Streptophyta, Magnoliopsida, Fabales, Fabaceae.